CCAAGUUCGAAAGGUCUACUAUUCCACUACCCCUGUUCUCUUCUCAUAAUCUAUUCCUCUGCUGCAUAGAUUUCAUCAAUUACCCAAAACCUCGCAUUCAGAUAGCUGCUUUACUGUGUGUGUGUGAGAGAGAGUGCAAAGGAAAGGGACAAUGGUAGUCUCAUACCUGUCUUCCUCAUCCAAGUUCGCUAAUUUCCAGUUCCAUCCUUCCCCUCCACUCCACCAUUUCCGUCAAAAACCAGCUGGGUUUUUCCUCUGCACCUCUGUUCGCCCUAAGUCAAAUGCUCAUGAUAGAUUCCGCUUUGGUCUUUUUCCUCUCAAACAUUCUACUUGGAGAAUUUCAAACAUAUAUGAUUUUACAAGUAAAAGAAGGUGUGCUCAUGCAUCUCGGUUAUCUUUUUGCCCUGUCGAGAAGUUUUGUGGAGUAUAUGAUGAAUGUGUUUCAGAUAGGUGUAAAUUGUCAAGAUGCAUCAUUAGAUCUGAUAUUUCUGCCAGUGGUUCUGCUACUGCUUCCUAUCCACUAUCAGAAUCUCAAGCAAUCUCAAAAUUCAGAGGAAUUUGCUUUUAUGCUGUAACUUCUUUUGUUGCCAUUUUUUUGUUUGUGCUGAUGGUGGUUGCACAUCCUUUUGUGCUCUUAUUUGAUAAGUAUCGUCGUAAAGCACAGCACCUCAUUGCUAAAGUCUGGGCACUCUUGACUAUUUCUCCGUUUUUGAAGAUGGAAUUCGAGGGUUUGCAUAAUCUUCCUGCCAAGGAUGCUCCUGCUGUAUAUGUGUCCAAUCAUCAGAGUUUUUUAGACAUAUAUACUCUGCUUACUCUUGGGAAAAGCUUCAAAUUUAUAAGCAAAACUUCUAUUUUUCUCUUUCCCAUUAUUGGAUGGGCAAUGUAUUUCCUGGGCACUAUUCCUUUGAAGCGCUUGGACAGCAGAAGUCAACUGGAUUGUCUUAAGAGAUGCAUGGAUCUUGUUAAGAAAGGAGCAUCUGUUUUCUUCUUUCCUGAGGGAACUCGGAGUAAGGACGGGAAAUUAGGCACUUUUAAGAAAGGUGCAUUCAGUGUUGCUGUGAAAACUGGAGUGCCCGUGAUUCCAGUUACUCUUAUUGGAACAGGCAAGAUAAUGCCUGCAGGAAUGGAGGGUCGACUAAACCCAGGAGGAAUUAAAGUUGUCAUUCACCCACCCAUCGAAGGAAAGGAUCCUGAUUUCUUGUGCAGUGAGGCCAGAAAGAAGAUUGCAGAUGUGCUAAUUCGUGAAGGUUAUGAAACUUAAUGCAACAGGAAUUUUUCUGUACUGUCUUAGUGUGAAAUCUUUCUUGUGGAGCAACGGAGUGCUAGCUCAAAGGUAUGAAGAUAUGAACUUUAUCAUCCUCUGAUCUCUCUUGCUUUGAUGGUUUAUAUUGAUUUAACUGAAAACAAGUUACAAGCAUUUUCAACCAUGUUUAGUUCCUCUUUGGAGAAUUGCUUCAUUUAGCAUAUGCAAGUCUUUUUCUCUCCCUUGACUCCCCCUUCAUGUCAGGGCCGGAAAGAAGAUGGGCAUAGAUUAUCUCUAAUGGUAUAAUAAAUAAACGGAAGGGUUGCUGUCACAAAUUGUAAGACAGUAACAACUCUAUAUAUGAAUGUCAGUUUUAAAGAGAUGUGCACCGACAUUAGAUAUUUAAUCUGAUAGACAUGUGGUGCUCUCAUUUCAGAUUCAGUGGUGAGCUUAUCUGUUAGAAUAAUAUUCUCUCUGUCUCUACCAUCCCUCCCCUUCUGCCCUAGUAAAGAUCCAAAAAUAUUUAUCCGCACAUGGUCCACUUGUUCCUUUUUUCCCUUGAUUUUGCUAUCUGGAUUCUGAAGUUUUGAAGUUCCAUUCCAUGUACAGACAUCAUAUAUUUGCUCAUGAUUAGUGAUUUAUUUGUGUUGGUCUUUUCUUCAUGUGCUUUCUGGGGGUUGGGUGUUGAUCUUCAACUUUAGCCUAGAAAUUCUUGAUCCUUUCUGCUUGUGUUAUUUUGCGAUAUGCUAAUAUUCUCCAGCUUCUUGAACCAUUUUAGAUCUAGUUUAUUUCUCUCUUGUGCAAGUGUGGAGAUUGCUGUGCCGAGUAUUGUCUAGGAAUUCGUUAGUGGUUGCCUCCCUUUCAUCAAACCUGUUUCUUUCUGCUUGGUUUAUUUACUCCAGAAAAGCUGAAGGAGAAGUGCAAAUAACCUGUAACGUGUCGCUUAGUACUUUUCUGUUACUAGAUUUCUUCUUGACUUGAAUUUAUUUGGGAGGGUCACUAUGUUCAUUAAAGUCUCUUUAUUUUAUAGAACUGCCUCAAACCACACAAGUGUGGAAGAAUGUUACUUUGAGGUCUUGGCAUCAAUCUGAUGUUAAAUCAACUCAAUGAUGGAUAUUCCUUUGCAAGUUUAAUGAAAAUGUACUGCCAAGAAGAAAAGAACAUUGUUUAAGAAGUCUGUCUAUACUAGCCUAAUUACUUAUGUCAUCUUGUGUUCCCACUUUAAUUCCCC
This is a messenger RNA of Coffea eugenioides, 2474 nucleotides long. Its product is annotated as 1-acyl-sn-glycerol-3-phosphate acyltransferase 1, chloroplastic-like. Gene Ontology annotation, molecular function: 1-acylglycerol-3-phosphate O-acyltransferase activity. Gene Ontology annotation, cellular component: membrane. The transcript is spliced from 7 exons. Bases 152 to 1261 code for a protein of 369 amino acids. The record is from RefSeq and is a predicted model, not a curated record. Lineage: Eukaryota; Viridiplantae; Streptophyta; Magnoliopsida; Gentianales; Rubiaceae. Gene Ontology annotation, biological process: phosphatidic acid biosynthetic process.